CAACACAAAAUCUAUAAUCAGUCAGGUGAUGAGCCCCUUGUGACAGUUCCUCAUCUCAUUCUUCGCAAAAUAAUUCACAAAAAUAUCAGUAUAAAUCCUAAAAAAUGGCCCUCCAAUCCGCUAUAAAGGGAAAACUGAUCAGCGUCAUCGGAGAUGAGGACACCUGCGUUGGAUUCUUAUUGGGUGGUAUCGGUGAAAUCAACAAGAACAGACAUCCAAAUUUCAUGGUUGUCGACAAAAACACCCCCGUCAGCGAGAUAGAAGACUGCUUCAAGCGGUUCAUCAAGCGGGACGACAUCGACAUCAUCCUCAUCAACCAGAACGUCGCUGAGCUCAUCAGACACGUCAUCGACGGGCACACCGCCCCUGUACCAGCUGUGCUCGAGAUUCCAUCCAAGGACCAUCCUUAUGAUGCCAGCAAAGACUCGAUCCUGCGCCGCGCUAAGGGCAUGUUCAACCCCGAAGACCUGGUACGUUGAGUGUAACUUGUUGCAUGUUGUGUGCUGCCCGCGGCACCUGUACAUACGCUAACGCCGACCCAAAGUUGACUCGUCAACUAACUAACAGUGCAAUCCGACAUUAAUACCGUUUUACAUUCCAUCGUUUUGAAAAAGUGUCAUUAUAUUUUUUUUUUGCAAUUACACUGCGUCAAAUUCUGGGUUUUUCGCCGCUUCAAAUAAUGUCGCCUGGCAACUCCAUACUUUUAUUCGGCCACUACAUUCAUUGAACGGUUCAGUGUAAAUGCACCCAAAAAGACAGAAGUCUCUACACGCAAAACAUGUUCCUAAAAUUUGUUAUAGAAAGUGUCUUUGAAAUGCGGAACAUUUUGUAAGGAGAUUGCUAGUCCUUAUUAUAAGGCAUUUUUUGUUAUUAAUAAUAAUGUUUCAAUGACACUCUUUCAUUACAAGCCGAAAUAUGCAAUUGAAUUUAUUUUUCUCAAACUGUUGUACCGUUCAAUUAUAUGGAUCUAUUUAAAAUAAUGAAUAAAUUAUGUAAUAAUUAUGAAAUACAUUUAACCUUGUAUAGUUGUUGAACUUGUAUUAUAGAAUAUAUCAUGAAAUAAAUA
Messenger RNA from Cydia splendana, 1066 nucleotides. RefSeq names its product V-type proton ATPase subunit F (gene Vha14-1). Gene Ontology annotation, biological process: proton transmembrane transport. Bases 105 to 479 code for a protein of 124 amino acids. The record is from RefSeq and is a predicted model, not a curated record. Gene Ontology annotation, molecular function: proton-transporting ATPase activity, rotational mechanism. Lineage: Eukaryota; Metazoa; Arthropoda; Insecta; Lepidoptera; Tortricidae. The transcript has 4 exons. Gene Ontology annotation, cellular component: proton-transporting V-type ATPase, V1 domain; membrane.